Molecule: messenger RNA, 1686 nt
Organism: Penaeus monodon (black tiger shrimp)
Lineage: Eukaryota; Metazoa; Arthropoda; Malacostraca; Decapoda; Penaeidae
Product: enteropeptidase-like
Biological process (GO): proteolysis
Molecular function (GO): serine-type endopeptidase activity
Source: RefSeq, a predicted model, not a curated record
GGCAACGCGUGGAAAGGAAGGCAAGGUGCCUCAGGUAAAGCUCAUGAACCAGUGUCCUUCAAGGUUCUGGAGCGUAUAUACCUCUUUGCAGGCUGCUCUGAACAUGGGCAUGCUGAGGAAGUCUCUGUUCCUGCUACUUGCCUUACACAACGCAGUGUACGUGCGUAGCCAGACGAAUGUUCAGGCAUUUCUCGACGCCUUCUGUAGAGUGAAUCCAGAUAAUAAUGGCUGUAAGAACAAGCCCCUCGUGACAGAGGGAACUGUCCUGGGCCAAGACAACAGUGUAGCGUGCCUGCCGGGGACGAAAAGGUGCACGCAGCUGCCGAAUGUGUGUGUGCCUUCAGACAUCCCCUGCAGUGCCAUAGGAUCCGGCAGGACUUGCAGUCAACCGAGAGCGACCAACACGAAGCUGCGCGUCCUCGUGUGCGGCGACGGAAGCCAAUCGGGCACCGUCUGUGGCACCGCAAACCAUUACCCUUUGCUGACCGUGUUGAUCGUGCAAUGCCUCGGGCUUUACGAUAUCGUAGCCGAGCUAUCAGGCGUAGAACGCCAGCUCCAGUCGCUUGGAGUGAUGCAAAAACCAGGCAGCAACAAGGGGGCUGGAAUUUACAUGUGCGACACAACCCUGAACUGGAGACCUUUGGACGGGUCGCCUCCUCUCAACGCCCUCCAGCCGUCCUGUUUGAACGCAGGAUGUGGCUACGUCCCCGAGCCUCUCCCGGGCAUUUAUGUGGACCGCCGUUGGUCGUGGGUGCGGCUCCUGUAUCGCAACGACCAACCCGCGUGCAGUAUCACCCUCGUAGACAACCACGCAGCAAUCACAGCCGCACACUGCGUGACCAAGAACCCAGCCUCGCGUGAAAUCCCCGACAUAGAUGAAUUUACGAUUGAAAUGCCGGGAUACACAGUCAAGCCAAAAGACAUAUUCAUCCACCCGGAGUACGACCCGAAUUCCCGCUACGCCCACGACAUCGCAGUUAUCACUUUCACUACUCACUCUGACAACAUUCUGCCGACGGUGUGCAUCGCGGACGAAGCGGUCAGGCCCUCCAGGGACAGGAAGCAAAUGAUCUUCGUGCUCGCUGAGAAUCGCCAGAUCCCCGAGUGGUUAACCCGCUCCUCAAAAUGGAGUACGAACUGCCUGGGACUCGCCCCGUCGCACACCUUCUGUCGAGACCAGCUGGAUUUGAAAGAAAGCCAGUUCUGUGCGCAGUAUGAGGCAAUUGAAAUUACCAGCGGUUCAUCGGGAGGACCUUACCUGGCGGAUAUCGGCACGGGUGUGGACGAGGUGUGGGUGAUAAUGGGCGUGCUUUCCACCGUCAACACCGGCCCCUCUUGUUCCCAGAGGCACCUCGUCUACAGCAGCGUGGCGAAUGACGCGCAGUGGCUGAAGGAGUGCGUGUUUUACCGCCGCUGCAACACCUUGUUCUCAACUGUCACUCAGGGUAGAUGAAUUUGGAGGCACUUUUUCUCUACCUGUGCUGUAAUGUGUGUCGGUUUAGGGAAACUUGGCUGGCGUUGUGUGAAUCAAGGCCUUGAUAUACAUGUGAAUGUAUACACGUAAACACACAUAAGAGUAAAGUAUUUAGGCUUAAGUACUACUAGCAACGCCUAUGCACAGAGCGUAUGAAAAAGGUAACUGACUUGCCUUUUUACCAUUAUAGCAAUAAAAUGAAUAUUGUUGAC